Messenger RNA from Galeopterus variegatus (Sunda flying lemur), 579 nucleotides. Its product is annotated as adenylate cyclase type 2-like. Gene Ontology annotation, biological process: intracellular signal transduction; cAMP biosynthetic process; adenylate cyclase-inhibiting G protein-coupled receptor signaling pathway. NCBI's taxonomy places the organism in Eukaryota, Metazoa, Chordata, Mammalia, Dermoptera, Cynocephalidae. The record is from RefSeq and is a predicted model, not a curated record. Gene Ontology annotation, molecular function: adenylate cyclase activity. The transcript has 6 exons. The annotation marks the transcript as partial.
AUGGUUCCAGGCCGCAAGGAGCGGCUUCUGCUGUCCUUGCUGCCGGCUCACAUUGCCAUGGAAAUGAAAGCAGAGAUCAUCCAGAGGCUGCAAGGCCCCAAAGCAGGCCAGAUGGAAAACACAAACAACUUUCACAAUCUGUAUGUCAAACGACACACCAACGUGAGUAUCUUGUAUGCUGACAUUGUUGGGUUCACCCGGCUGGCAAGUGACUGUUCCCCAGGAGAACUCGUCCACAUGCUCAACGAACUCUUUGGAAAGUUUGAUCAAAUUGCAAAGGAGAAUGAAUGCAUGAGAAUUAAAAUUUUAGGAGACUGCUACUACUGUGUGUCCGGACUCCCUAUAUCGCUCCCUAACCAUGCCAAGAACUGCGUGAAAAUGGGACUGGAUAUGUGUGAAGCCAUAAAGAAAGUGAGAGAUGCCACUGGAGUUGAUAUCAACAUCGCUCGUGUUCACAUUUCUUCCGUCACCCUGGAGCACUUGAACGGAGCUUAUAAAGUGGAGGAAGGAGAUGGUGACAUCAGGGACCCAUAUUUAAAACAGCACCUGGUGAAAACCUACUUCGUAAUCAACCCCAAG